UUUUAAUCCUCUGUCAUGUCAUCCAUCCGCUUUACCGUCAUCACAUCACACGAAAAAGGCGUAAAAGUCUGCAAUUAAUUUGAGAAAUUUGUUGUAAUUCCCUAAGAGUAAUUGCUAUUUUGCUUAACGGUUAUAUCUGAAGUUUAAAGAAGAAAUUACAGCAAGUGAUUGUUAUAGAUGUCAGGCCGAGAGGGAGGUAAGAAGAAACCCUUAAAAGCACCCAAAAAAGAAAACAAAGAGUUGGACGACGAUGACCUGGCACACAAGCAGAAGCUCAAGGAACAACAGAAGGCUUUGCAGGAAGCGAAAGCCAAAGCGUCCCAAAAGGGCCCUCUAACUCAAGGUGGCAUCAAGAAAUCUGGGAAAAAGUGACAAAACACUGUUAUCUUUAACAAUUAACUUAUAAGUUACUUUCGAUAUAAGGGUUCAGAAGAUCUUUGUUAAUUUCUAUGGCUGUAUCGAUAUUCAUAUCUUUGCUGAAAUGAAAAUUAUGAAUUUAUAAACCAAUUUUGCAAGGGAAUUUCCCAUUCUGCCAAAUAAAAAUUGACUAAAUAAAAUCUUGGCUUAUUCAGCGUUUUGUAAACCUUCGUAAAUGCAUUUAUUAUAAAUAAAGCAGUCUACAACUAAA
Molecule: messenger RNA, 628 nt
Organism: Plodia interpunctella (Indianmeal moth)
Lineage: Eukaryota; Metazoa; Arthropoda; Insecta; Lepidoptera; Pyralidae
Exons: 3
Coding region: 178-372 (64 amino acids)
Source: RefSeq, a predicted model, not a curated record